Messenger RNA from Molossus molossus (Pallas's mastiff bat), 2497 nucleotides. RefSeq names its product trophinin associated protein (gene TROAP). The record is from RefSeq and is a predicted model, not a curated record. The transcript is spliced from 13 exons. Lineage: Eukaryota; Metazoa; Chordata; Mammalia; Chiroptera; Molossidae. Bases 130 to 2427 code for a protein of 765 amino acids.
GAAUGAGGGAUGUGAAGAUUCUUAGGGAGGAGAGGCAGCUCGGGGUCAUGGAGCAAAAGAGUAGGCUCUGGGUGUCUGAAAGUGGCACCCAGAAGAGCCGGCCUUGCAGGCGCCGGGUCUUCUGGGCGCAUGGUUUUGAGCUUAGGUGGAAGUACCAGGGAUGUGAGGACCGCACCAGUGCCCCAAACUGGUGGACCUUUGAUCUUUGAUCUUGCCUUCCCCGUCUCAAUUGUAGCCGCCAUGACCACCUUCCAAACCAAGAAGGAUCCUCUCCUUCGGGGUGUAUCACCCACCCCUAGCAAGAUUCCGGUAAGCUCUAAGAGACGCCCGCCUGUCCCCACAGUCAAGCCUUGCACCCUGGACCAGGAGAACCAAGACCCAAAGAGAUUGGAGCAGAAGUUCAGUAUUCAACAUCCCCUUGUUGACUCAGCAGGCCCCAGGCCAAAAGCCACACAUCAAACAGAGAAACCAGAGAGAUUGGUGGGAAGCACUCUGCUUCGGAACCCCUUGGAAGAGCUCAGGCCUAGCCCUAGGGGACAAAAUGUGGGGCCUGGGCCCCCUCCCCAGACAGAGAUUCCAGGGGCUACAGAGUUUGUGGCUGACCCUGAGGCCCUAGCUACCAUCCUGUCAGGUGAGGGGGUGAAGAGCUGUCGCCUGGGGCGCCAGCCCAGUCUGGCUCAGAGAGUACUGAUUCGAGGGAGCCAGGGAGGCACCAUUCGGAGGGGCCAGGGUGCUCGGGCCUCUACUUAUUUGGCUCCCAGAACCCCUCAAAACCGACUGGACCCUGCCAGGGCUUCUUGCUUUUCAAGGCUGGAGGGACCAGGACCCCGCAGCCAGACCCUGUGCAAACAGAGAGCUGUGAUUCCACCUUUAAGACCUUCCUUUUGCCCCUCCACUCGCCCCAGCUUCCAGGAGCUAAAAAGAGAGACAGGUGGCAGCAGCAGCCGGACUUCAGUGAUCCAGACCUCAGGAUUGCUCCUGGAGACCCCAGUCCAGCCUGCUUCCUCUCUCCUGAAAGGAGAACGUAAAGUUGUCACUCACUCAGAUGAAGGAGGAAGGGGCCCCGUCAGUCUGGCCCAGUGGGUUCCGUUAGGACAAACCCGGGAGCUAACCCACAUGAAGGACAACCGUGACUGCCACCUAAUGCCCUCCUCUGGCCAUUUGCUACUACCAUCCAACCCCCAUCCAUCCCCCUUUGGAUUGGCUCAGCGUGUUCCCUCCCCUGCCUCCUCAGCUUUGACCUCAUAUUCAGUGUUGCGGCGUCUUGCCAUUCGCCCCAAAACCCAGUUCACACCCAUCCCAUCGGCCCCCAGAACUCAGCAGGUAAGAGAGGGCAGGGGAGGUAGCUGGCAUAGGAAGGGCAUGGAUGGGUAUACGAAGAGUUAUGACAUCUCAUUUCUGUCCCAGGCCCGAUGUUUGAGUGGCCUGUCUCCUCAGUCUUGCUCUGAAGAGCCUGCCCUGCCCUGGGAGCAGAUUGCAGUUCGGUUAUUUGAUCAGGAAAGUUGUAAAAGGUUGCAGGAGGGGCCUGGGAAACCACCUGUGGCAACUCUUCACAGACCCCACCCUAGCAGAACCCCCAACCUCCAGGAGCUGAAGAUGCAGCGCAUCAGUAUCCUGCAGCAGCUUUUGCAACAGGAAGUAGAGGGGCUGGCAGAGAGCAAAUGUGCCCCCAUUAAUGGAGGAACUCUGAAUGCCCCAGAGCAUAAUUCUGGGGCUUUCCACCUUCCUGAACUGUCACAGCACUCUGGACUGCCAAAGCCCUGCUUUCCAGAGGAGUGUGGGGAACCACAACUCUGCCCUGGAGCAGAGCCUGAGGUAGCUCAGCCCUGCCCUACAGCAGAGCAAGUGCCUCCAGAGUCCUGCUGUAGGAGGGAGCCUGAGAUACCAGAGCCUACCACCCAGAAUCAGCCUGAGGUAUCUGAGGCCUGCCCUCCAGUAGAGCCUGGACCCUUUCAGGCCUGCUCCCAGGGACAGACUGGACUCCCAGAGCCCUCCGCUCGGGUAGAGCCUGGGGCAUCAAAGGCCUGCUCCCUAGAACCUAGGAGUACAGAGUCCAGUCCACAGCCCUUCUGCUGUCAGAGGGCUCCAGCAACCACCAGCGUGAUCUUUUCCUCCCAACGCCCACUUUGUGCCAGUCCCCCUAUCCACUCACUCCAAUCUCUGAGGCCCCCAACAGGCCAGGCAGGCCCCAGCAGUCUGGCUCCUCGAACCCUGGCCCUGAGGCAGCGCCUCAAAGCCUGUCUGACUGCCAUUCACUGCUUUCACGAGGCAUGCCUGGAUGAUGAGUGUGCCUUCUACACCAGCCGAGCCCCUCCCUCAGGCCCCUCUCGGGUCUGCACCAAUCCUGUGGCCAUGUUUUUGGAAUGGCAGGAUGCCCUGUGUUUUAUUCCAAUUGGUUCUGCGGCUGCUCCGGACUCUCCGACAUGAGGCACCCACCUCCACCUGCUCCUGCCCUGUCUUGCUUCUUCCUUUUAGCACUUAUUUAUUAUCAGUUAAU